Dermatophagoides pteronyssinus (European house dust mite) is the source of this 537-nucleotide messenger RNA. RefSeq names its product centrin-3-like. The record is from RefSeq and is a predicted model, not a curated record. Lineage: Eukaryota; Metazoa; Arthropoda; Arachnida; Sarcoptiformes; Pyroglyphidae.
AUGAGUAUUUCUAACUAUCAUAACAAAUCACUGUCUAAUAAGCACAAUGCUAAAAGAUAUGAAAUUUCAGACGAACAGAAACAAGAACUUAAAGAAGGUAAGUCAAGUAACAAACAAUUUCUAGCUUUUGAUCUAUUCGAUUCUAACAAAUCAGGGAAAAUCGAUUUUCACGAAUUUAAAACAAUUUUAAAAGCGUUAGGUUUUGAUGUAAUGAAACAGAAUCUAUCAGAUAUCAUGAAAACGUAUGACAGUAGUAAUGCUGGAUAUUUAUCGUUCAACGACUACAUGAAAAUUAUGACAGAAAAAAUAGCCGCACGUGACCCUUUAGAAGAGAUUAAACUCGCUUUUAAGCUGUUUGACGAGGAUAACAGUGGAUUCAUCACUAAAGAAAAAUUAAAACGUGUGGCAAUUCAUUUAGGAGAAGAUUUGAACGAUGAAGAGCUCAAAAGCAUGAUUGACGAGUUCGAUCGAAACUGUGAUGGUAUGAUUGAUGCCCAAGAAUUUAUUGCAAUAAUGAACCAGGCAGCUCUUUUUUAA